CAAGCAGCAAGCAAACAGCCAAACACCGUCACCGUGAGAGAGAAGGUCUUUUGGCUGACUUUGGUUUCUUCGUUCGUUGUCUACAUCUUCCAUCACAAAUUUACAACCUGUACAGACUUCCUCGCUAUUUGUACAGGAUUCAUCAUCUAGCCCAGUCCUCUUCUGGAAUUUUCUCUUCUCUUUGUUGUUUGGCCUCUUCGUUUUCUUCUAAUUCCUCCGAUCCAUCUGAUUCCGUUCCAUGGCGACGAUCGGCCACAACAACAUCAACGCCAAAUUGGUUCUCCUAGGGGACAUGGGUGCCGGAAAAUCUAGCAUCGUUUUGCGUUUUGUCAAGGGUCAAUUUCUUGAAUUCCAGGAAUCUACAAUAGGAGCUGCAUUUUUUUCACAAACGUUGGCAGUAAAUGAUGCAACCGUGAAAUUUGAGAUUUGGGAUACUGCUGGACAGGAGAGGUACCAUAGCUUGGCUCCCAUGUACUAUAGAGGUGCUGCUGCUGCUAUCAUCGUUUAUGACAUUACCAAUGAAGAUUCAUUUGCACGAGCUAAGAAGUGGGUCGUCGAACUUCAAAAGCAAGGGAAUCCUAACAUGGUUGUGGCACUUGCUGGUAACAAGGCUGACUUGGAAGAUAAGAGGAAAGUGACGCCUGAAGAGGCACGAACAUAUGCUGAAGAAAAUAAUCUCUUUUUCAUGGAAACAUCUGCCAAAACUGCAACCAAUGUAAACGACAUGUUCUAUGAAAUAGCAAAGAGAUUACCGAGGGCUCAGCCUGCUCCUAACCCAGCUGGGAUGGUUCUUGUGGACAGACCCGCAGAAGGAUCCAGAACUGCUGCAUCCUGUUGUUCAUAAGCAUUGCUGUUGCAUCUCCUCAAAAAAAUAUUGUUCUCUCCCAAUUUUCCCCUUCUGCCAAGACACAUGUAGCUCUGGAGCAUAAUAAUUGGCGAUAAAGCUUAGAUGAAUUCGGGCUUGUUUGGUUCCAUUCCAUCUAAGGAAUGGAAUAGAAAGGAAUGAAUAACGUUUACUGUGAAUGUGUUAAGUAUGUGUUCAUGGAUACGAAAUCUAAGUGAAUAAAAAUAACCAUGAAAAGUCCGAAAUAGCCCUAAAAAAA
Molecule: messenger RNA, 1103 nt
Organism: Neltuma alba
Lineage: Eukaryota; Viridiplantae; Streptophyta; Magnoliopsida; Fabales; Fabaceae
Product: ras-related protein RHN1
Exons: 8
Coding region: 239-844 (201 amino acids)
Molecular function (GO): GTP binding; GTPase activity
Source: RefSeq, a predicted model, not a curated record